UGUUGGAGUAUUAUUGAUCUGAUCAGUCCGACAUGUUGGAGUAUUAUUGAUCUGAUCAGUCCGACAUGUCGGAGUAUUAUUGAUCUGAUCAGUCCGACAUGUUGGAGUAUUAUUGAUCUGAUCAGUCUGACAUGUUGGAGUAUUAUUGAUCUGAUCAGUCUGACAUGUUGGAGUAUUAUUGAUCUGAUCAGUCUGACAUGUUGGAGUAUUAUUGAUCUGAUCAGUCCGACAUGUUGGAGUAUUAUCGAUCUGAUCAGUCUGACAUGUUGGAGUAUUAUUGAUCUGAUCAGUCUGACAUGUUGGAGUAUUAUUGAUCUGAUCAGUCCGACAUGUUGGAGUAUUAUUGAUCUGAUCAGUCUGACAUGUUGGAGUAUUAUUGACCUGAUCAGUCCGACAUGUUGGAGUAUUAUUGAUCAAACCAAAAAUAACUUCUGUAAAGAUCUCAAAUGUUUAUAUCAUGUUAAAUCUUCAUUCUAUUGUGAAGUGCUUAAUCUGAUUCUGACAUCAGAAUGGUUCUGUGACUCUGACCAUGUCUCUGACUCUGACUCUGACUGGUUCUCCCCCUCUGGGCUGCCUGGUUUUGGCAUCACUGUCACUGGACACCUUAAGGUGGAACCUUUAUGUGAGCUCACGCCUUAUGAGCUGAGGUGUUCUUUACGUGAGAAAACCUUGAGGGGAGAAUUACUCAGGUCCUCAUUAAUGUGUGGUAAGAGUCUGUCCUUGCCCUGCUGCUCAACUUCAUUCCAUUCAAACAGGUAACAAACACCAGCCUCUUUGUCAACAGGUCCUCAGGCUGAGUGUUCUUAUUCACGUCUACAUUUGAAAUGUGUGCUUCAGUCGCACUUCACUCAGGACUGGAACAGGAAACAGCUGACUCUGUUUUAAAAAGGAAGGAUUACAUAAUUUCCUUCCUUUAGUUCUGAGAUGAUGAGACGUGGUAGAGAGGGUGUUAGAUCUGUAAAACAGAGCCCUGGUGUAAGAAGAUCAGAAGGUUAUUCUGGAUUUAGAAAAAUAACCCAUCAGGAGUUUGUAAUCCAAGUUAAUCUCUGAGCAGCAGAAAAGAGCCCAAGGUUAUCAUGAAUCUGAUCUUUAACAUGAACACAUUCCUUAUGAAGCGACUCAGACAUUCCUGUUUGUACUCUCUGAAUCUUAUCCCUCCAUCACUGAUGACUAAUUGUCAAAGGUGCUCUCUUCCAGGAUGAGGCCUCUGAGUGUCUGGAAUGAAAAUGAAACUAAAUGAAACUUCUCUUUGUUUUAAGGUAUUCAAACUGAUCAGAGAGUUUCUCACAGCAGCUGUAAAAACCCCAUCCUCUGAAAUCUGCCCAUCUUCAGCUCCACCUGUUCAGGCUCUGCCAUGAACCAGUGUGAAGACACAGAGAGGGGAGCCCCUCCCUCCAAAGCCCCUCAUUGUUCACCUGGAUCUGGAUCUGGACCUGGACCUGGACCUGAACCUGAACCUGAACCUGGACCUGUACCUGGACCUGGACCCAGCUGUGUGUCCUUAAAGAGUGACUGUUCAAUGGAUCGCUUGGUUGACUUUAAAGGCAAAGGUGGCUGUGAGGCAAAGAGGUUUAAAAGGGAACCAUCCUCUGGUGAUCCUGAGUCUGAACCUGGACCCAGCUGUGUGUCCUACAAGAGUGACUGUUCAAAGGAUUUCUUCAUUUAUUUUAAAGAUCAUGCUGAACCAGAAGCCGACCUGCAGAGCUCAGAGGUUCCUAUUGGUCCGUCUGCCCAGCAGCCGCAAACUCACCUGGACUCCAUAUUGAAGGUGUUGGAGAAGAAUAUCGUCAUCUUUGUAAAGCAGGAGCUGAAGAAGAUCCGCAAAGGUCUGAGUUCAGAUUCUACAACGUGUUCAGAGAGUCAGGAGGAGGGUGAGGAGGCGAUGGACAGUGAUGAUGAUGAAGAGCAGAGGAGGAGCAGAGAGGCCUUUCUGGAGAUCACUCUGCACUUCCUGAGGAGGAUGAAGCAGGAGGAGCUGGCUGACUAUCUGCAGAGCAGACCUCCUGGGUUGGUUUGUCAGCACAAACUGAAGUCUCACUUGAAGGAGAAGUUCCAGUGUGUGUUUGAGGGGACCGCUAAAACAGAAACCCCAACCCUCCUGAACCAGAUCUACACAGAGCUCUACAUCACAGAGGGAGGGACUGGAGAGGUCAAUGAUGAACAUGAGGUCAGACAGAUUGAAGCAGCAUCCAGGAAAGCAGUAACAAAAAUCAGAUGUGAAGACGUCUUUAAACCCUUACCUGAGAGAGCUGGACCAAUCAGAGCAGUGCUGACAAAGGGAGUGGCUGGCAUCGGGAAAACAGUCUUAACACAGAAGUUCACUCUGGACUGGGCUGAAGACAAAGACCACCAGGACAUCCAGUUCACAUUACCCUUCACUUUCAGAGAGCUGAAUGUGCUGAGAGAGAGAAAGUUCAGCUUGGUGGAACUUGUUCAUUACUUCUUUACUCAGACCAGAGAAGCAGGACUCUGCAGGUUUGAAGAGUUCCAGGUUCUCUUCAUCUUUGAUGGUCUGGAUGAGUGUCGACUUCCUCUGGACUUCCACAACAAUCAGAUCCUGACUGAUGCUACAGAGUCCACCUCAGUUGAUGUGCUGCUGACAAACCUCAUCAGGGGGAACCUGCUCCCCUCUGCUCGCCUCUGGAUCACCACACGACCUGCAGCAGCCAAUCAGAUCCCUCCUGAGUGUGUUGACAUGGUGACAGAGGUCAGAGGGUUCACUGACCCUCAGAAGGAGGAGUACUUCAGGAAGAGGUUCAGAGACCAGGAGCAGGCCAACAGAGUCAUCUCCCACAUCAAGACAUCCCGAAGCCUCCACAUCAUGUGCCACAUCCCGGUCUUCUGCUGGAUCACUGCUACAGUUCUGGAGGAUGUGCUGAAGACCAUUAAGAGAGGAAUGCUGCCCAGGUCCCUGACUCAGGUGUACAUCCACUUCCUGGUUGUCCAGUCCAAACUAAAGAGCAAGUACGAUGGGGGAGCAGAGACUGAUCCACUCUGGAGUCCAGAGAGCAGGAAGAUGAUCCAGUCUCUGGGAAAACUGGCUUUUGAUCAGCUGCAGAAAGGAAACCUGAUCUUCUAUGAGUCCGACCUGACAGAGUGUGGCAUCAAUAUCAAGGAAGCCUCUUGGUACUCAGGAGUGUUCACACAGAUCUUCAGAGAGGAGAGAGGACUGUACCAGGACCAGGUGUUCUGCUUCAUCCACCUGAGCGUUCAGGAGUUUCUGGCUGCUCUUCAUGUCCAUCUGACCUUCACCAACUCUGGACUCAACCUGAUGGAAGAAGAACCAACAAUCUACCAUGGAUCUGCACUUACACAGUUCUACCAGAGUGCUGUGGACCAGGCCUUACAGAGUCCAAACGGACACCUGGACUUGUUCCUGCGCUUCCUCCUGGGUCUUUCACUGCAGACCAAUCAGACCCUCCUGAGAGGUCUGCUGGCAGUGACGGGGGGAAUCUCACAGAGCAUCCAGGAUGUAGUCCAGCAUAUUAAGGACAAGAUUGAAGAGAACCCCAGUCCAGAGAGAAGCAUCAACCUGUUCCACUGUCUGAAUGAGCUGAAUGAUCGUUCUCUAAUAGAGAAGAUCCAGCAGUACCUUGGUUCAGGAAGACUUCCCAGAGAGAAACUGUCUCCUGCUCAGUGGUCAGCUCUGGUCUUCAUCUUACUGUCCUCUGAGAAAGAUCUGGACGUGUUUGACCUGAAGAAAUACUCUGCUUCAGAGGAGGCUCUCUUGUUUCUUGUGCCGGUGAUCAAGGCCUCAAAGAAAGCUGUACUGAGAGGCUGUAACCUGUCAGGGAGAAGCUGUGAGGCUCUGUCCUCAGUCCUCAGCUCUCAGUCCUCCAGUCUGAGAGAGCUGGACCUGAGCAACAACACCCUGCAGGACUCAGGAGUGAAGAAUCUGUCUGCAGGACUGGAGAGUCCAAACUGUAAGCUGCAAACUCUGAGACUGAGCGGCUGUAACCUGUCAGGGAGAAGCUGUGAGGCUCUGUCCUCAGUCCUCAGCUCUCAGUCCUCCAGUCUGAGAGAGCUGGACCUGAGCAACAACACCCUGCAGGACUCAGGAGUGAAGAAUCUGUCUGCUGGACUCAAAAGUCUGCCUUGUUCUCUGGAAACUCUGAGGCUGUCAGGAUGUCUGAUCACAGAGGAAGGCUGUGCUUCUCUGGCCUCAGCUCUGAGCUCCAACCCCUCCUGCCUCAGAGAGCUGGACCUGAGCUACAACCAUCCAGGAGACUCGGGGAUCAUGCUGGUUUCUGCAGGACUGGAGGAUCCACGAUGCAGUCUAGACACGCUUAGGGUGGAGCCUGCUGGAGUCCAGUGGUUGAAACCAGGUCUGAGGAAGUACUACUGUGAACUCGUGCUGGACACUGACACUGUGAACAGGAAGAUCAAACUGUCUGACAGCAACAGGACCCUGACCUUUGUGGAGGAGAGCCAGUCGUAUCCUGACCAUCCGGACAGGUUUGACGAGUGGCCUCAGCUGCUGUGCAGAGAUGCUCUGAGCGGCCGCUGUUACUGGGAGGUGGAGUGGAGAGGUCACGUGGAUGUAUCAGUGAGCUACAGAGGAAUCAGGAGAAGAGGAGGCAGCGUGGAAUGUGUGUUCGGAAGGAACGAUCAGUCCUGGAGACUGAGUAUCUCUGAUGGUACUUACACAGUCUAUCACAAUGACACAGUGACCUCCCUCUCCUCCUCCUCCUCCUCCUCCUCCUCCUCCUCCUCCUCCUCCUCCUCCUCCUCCUCUUCCUCCUCCUCCUCCUCCUCUCACAGAGUAGCAGUGUAUGUGGACUAUCCUGCUGGCACUCUGUCCUUCUACAGAGUCUCUUCUGACUCUCUGAUCCACCUCCACACCUUCAGCACCACCUUCACUGAACCUCUGUAUCCUGGGUUUGGGUUUGGCUUCUGGUUCAGGUCUAGUUCCUCAGUGUCACUCUGCUCUCUGUAGGAGAAACAUGCUCCCUGCCCAUCAGCUGUCUGUAUCAAAGUUGCUUUAUGUGUUAUAAAAUAAAUAUUUACCUGGCA
Molecule: messenger RNA, 5013 nt
Organism: Notolabrus celidotus (New Zealand spotty)
Lineage: Eukaryota; Metazoa; Chordata; Actinopteri; Labriformes; Labridae
Product: NLR family CARD domain-containing protein 3-like
Exons: 11
Coding region: 1355-4936 (1193 amino acids)
Molecular function (GO): protein binding
Source: RefSeq, a predicted model, not a curated record